Messenger RNA from Batrachochytrium dendrobatidis JAM81, 1455 nucleotides. RefSeq lists its product as uncharacterized. Bases 1 to 1455 code for a protein of 484 amino acids. Gene Ontology annotation, molecular function: aspartic-type endopeptidase activity. Gene Ontology annotation, biological process: proteolysis. Lineage: Eukaryota; Fungi; Chytridiomycota; Chytridiomycetes; Rhizophydiales. The transcript has 5 exons. The record is from RefSeq and is a predicted model, not a curated record.
AUGCUUGUUAUUGAUCCACCCUACGGUGUGUUUUCGGCUUUGUUGACCCUACAUGAAUGCGUUAUACUUGCGUUACAGGCGGUUGCUGCAGUUCGACUUGCAUUACAUUCACCAAUUGGGAUUGCCAGUCAAUCAAGCAAUAGGCUAUCAAAACGAUCACCCGUUGAAUUGGGUGAUGAUAUCAAGAAAUGCUACACAAUGAAAGUCAAUGUUCAUGGAGUCAGUUUGGAUUUAUAUGUCGAUUCAACAAUGUCCGAUACAAUCUUGCCACUUUCUAGUUCAAGCAGCGAUGUGAGUUUGACUCCGCAACACACUCCAAGUGGGGAACCCGUUACUAUAGAGUACAAAGGCGAAGAGUAUAAAGGAAUUAGUUCCGACACCGAUGUGACGAUUCCGGGUACUAGUAUAACUGGCAUCAAUUUACCAGUAAUAUCAGUUGAAAAACAAUCACCAGAUCUAGUUGGUAUCAAUCCAGAGUUUGAUGGAGUAUUUGGCUUUGCCUAUUCCUCGUUGUCAAAACAUCAUCCACCAAUCACUGUGUUGGAUAGUUUGUACAAAGAUGGUGUCAUUCCUAAUAACGAGAUUGGUCUUCAACUAUGUCCUUCUGAUAUUCUGCAUGAAAGUUUCAUCAAUAUAGGAAACACGGACAUAACUGCAAAAUGCGGAACAGAUGGAACAAGUCUUAUAUGGGUAGAGUCACCAACAACCGAUCGCCAUACUGUCAACAUCAAGAAUAUACUAAUCGAUGACGAACCAGUGGAGCUGCCCGAGAGAUUUCAGCAAGUUGUGGAAAACGGACGUACUUUGUAUUCAUAUAUACAUACAUGCUUUAUACAUAUGCGUUUUCCUGAAGCGGUCGUGUCAACGUUGGUCAAUGCUAUUCUUGAUAGUGGUGCGAUCACUGUCAAAAAUAAUAUGCUUGAGCGCAGGCACAAGCUCACCCCGGAAGAUAUUGAUAACAUAUUUUGGAAACUUCAUCUAAUGAUUAGAUCCAAUUUUCGUAUUGAUUGGGACAAGCUGCCGUCGCUCACAAUCGUAAUGUAUUCUGAAACCCCCGUAACUGAUGACAAUCGCAAUUCUGUUGUAGCAAUCAAAUUGGGUCCCAAAGACUACAUACAGAUAAUUGAUUCUAAACAUGUCAUGUUUUCUGUAGAAGUUGGUCCAAGUGACAAUGCAAUUCUUGGUACAUCAUUUAUGAACCGACUUGGAUUGACAUUUGAUCGAGCACAUACACGCAUUGGGUUUGGUCCUGGAUGUGGAUGUGAGACUGCGACUGAUGGAUAUCCUACCAUCUCGAAUGCUGAUCAGGUGCUCUGGCCAUUACCACAAUUGCCUGAACAACCAAGUACUUCAAGUUCAGAUGGCACAUCUACUCUCGGGAUAUUGUCGCAACUUGGUAGUGCUCUCUGUGGUAGUAGACGACCAAAGUUUAAUUACGAGAAAGCUGGUGACUAA